Molecule: messenger RNA, 3193 nt
Organism: Ricinus communis (castor bean)
Lineage: Eukaryota; Viridiplantae; Streptophyta; Magnoliopsida; Malpighiales; Euphorbiaceae
Product: pentatricopeptide repeat-containing protein At1g03560, mitochondrial
Exons: 1
Coding region: 71-2014 (647 amino acids)
Molecular function (GO): protein binding
Source: RefSeq, a predicted model, not a curated record
AAUUUGGUUUUCCGGUUUGGCCGAUUUUUCUCUCGCCCCCGGUUAGACUGUCUCGCUUAGGUGUAGAGCGAUGAGAAGAGUUGUGCAAAGACCUCCCUCCCUUCUGUCUGCAACACUUCACUUCUUUCAACUUCCUAUUUCCUACAACAAUGGCGAAUCACUCUCAAAGUUGUGUCUCACCUCAAACCGCAGAUGGGUUUUCACUUCAAAUUCUCUUCCACCUCCAGAAUGGAUAGACCCUUUCGUUGACCUCUCUGACGUAGCCUCAAGAACCCAUCAAGACCUUAAGCCAUCUCCAUGGGUCAAUCAAAUUCUUGCUCUCUUAGAUGGGUCUUCGAAUAUGGAAUCCAAUUUAGAUACCUUUUGUCACAUGUUCUUGAUCAAGUUGUCACCGAGUUUUGUAUCAUUUAUUUUAAGGUCCACUGAGCUGCAGACAAAACCUGAUGUUGCUAUAAGGUUCUUUACUUGGGCUGGUAAGCAAAAGAAGUACACUCAUAAUCUCGAAUGUUAUGUUUCUUUGAUUGAUGUUUUGGCUACAAAUGGUGUCCUUGAUAGUGUUAAGUCAGUGUUUAGUAAGUUUAAAGAAAUGGGGUUGAUAAUGACUGUCUAUUCGUCGAAUUCUUUGAUUAAGAGCUUUGGGAAUUUGGGGAUGGUAGAAGAGGUGUUAUGGGUGUGGCGAAGGAUGAAGGAAAAUGGGAUUGAACCAAGUUUGUUUAGUUAUAACUUUCUUGUCAAUGGUUUGGUUAAUUCCAAGUUCAUUGAAUCUGCUGAAAGAGUAUUUGAGGUUAUGGAGAACGGUAAAAUUGGUCCAGAUGUUGUUACAUACAAUACAAUGAUUAAAGGCUAUUGUGAGGUAGGCAAAACUCGGAAAGCUUUUGAGAAAUUAAAAGCUAUGGAGUUAAGAAAUGUUGCACCUGAUAAGAUUACUUAUAUGACUUUGAUUCAGGCUUGUUAUGCAGAGGGAGAUUUUGAUUCUUGUUUAGGUUUAUAUCAUGAAAUGGAUGAAAAGGGUUUGGAAAUCCCACCUCAUGUAUAUAGUUUAGUGAUUGGAGGUCUUUGUAAAGAUGGGAAACGUGUGGAAGGAUAUACUGUUUUUGAGAAUAUGAUUUCAAAGGGGUGCAAAGCAAAUGUGGCGAUAUAUACAGCAUUGAUCGACUCAAAUGCAAAAUGUGGUAAUAUGGGAGAGGCAAUGUUGCUUUUCAAGAGGAUGAAAAAGGAAGGGCUUGAACCAGAUGAAGUUACUUAUGGUGUCAUUGUCAAUAGCUUGUGUAAGAGUGGGAGAUUGGAUGAGGCUUUGGAGUAUAUGGAGUUCUGCAGUGGCAAGGGCGUGGCAGUCAAUGCAAUGUUUUAUUCUAGCCUUAUUGAUGGAUUAGGUAAGUCUGGGAGGGUGGAUGAAGCUGAAAGAAUUUUUUACGAGAUGGUGAAGAAAGGAUGCCCACCAGAUUCGUAUUGUUAUAAUGCCCUUAUUGAUGCCCUUGCUAAGUGUGGUAAGAUUGAUGAAGCAUUAGCAUUAUCUAAGAGAAUGGAGGUUGAUGGCUGUGAUCAAACAGUUUAUACAUACACAAUACUCAUAACCGGAUUGUUCAGAGAACACCGAAAUGAAGAGGCAUUAACACUAUGGGAUCUAAUGAUUGAUAAGGGUAUUACUCCGACUGCAGCUGCUUUCAGGGCUCUAUCAACUGGGCUUUGUCUAUCUGGCAAGGUAGCCAGAGCUUGCAAGAUUUUGGAUGAGAUGGCACCUAUGGGUGUUAUCCCUGAGACAGCUUUUGAUGAUAUGAUCAAUAUAUUGUGUAAAGCAGGCCGUAUCAAGGAGGCAUGCAAGUUGGCUGAUGGAAUUGUUGAUAGGGGCAGAGAAAUUCCAGGACGGGUUCGCACUGUUCUGAUCAAUGCAUUAAGGAAAGCUGGCAAUGCGGACUUGGCCUUAAAGUUGAUGCGCAGCAAGAUAGGCAUUGGAUAUGACAGAAUGGGCAGUGUUAAGAGGCGAGUGAAGUUUCGGAUUCUCGUUGAAAGUUGAUUCUUUUUCCAGAUCAGACUCUUUAACUCCUCAGGUUAUAUUUUAAGAGAUGGUAACUCUUCUUCAUUCUGGUGCAUCAACACUUUAUAUUUGAUGAUGAACCUUUGACACAACUGGCCUGAAAACUUGGCCAGUGCAGCAAUUGGUGAAUUUAGAAUGCAUAGUAGGAAGUAUCACAAACAUUUGGGAAAAUAACCUUCUUAUCUCCCUAGAACAUUCGUGAACUCAUACUCUUACUUUUCCACCUGCCAACCAGUAUGAUUACAAACUCCCAGGAUAGAAGGGGAAUUGUGAGGGACUUUUGAAAUCCAAAAUACCCCAGUGCAAUUUAGUGAGGUGCUGUAGGCUAUUAGCUAAACCCAGAAGAACCUACAAAUUUUACCUCAUUUUCUUCUGCACUAAAUGAUCUGUUUCUUUCCACUAAUCUGACACUGAUGACCAUACAAGAGAUCCACACUAAUCAAGGACUGAAGCCUUUAGCUUGUCCACGCUAAUAGCACACCGAGCACCUCUAGCAACAGAGCAGAAGGCCAAAAGAGUAGGUGACUAGGAAAUCUGGCAGCGCCAGGAACACCAAGUUCCUGGAAACACAAGAAUCCCAUGGAUUGCUCCCAACAUUCUGGUAAACAGCAAAUUAUGAGAAGAACAUGAAUUCCAUAAGCUCCAUGAUGACUGCUAUAUCAAGUUAUUAACACAUACAGUGUUUCUAAAUGCCGAAGGACAGAGAGAACACGAGUAUGGAACAGCACUAUGUACGAGAUCCACAAAUAUGUAAGCCGAGCUGAACUCUAGUUCUCUGUUAUGGAAGGUGGAGUUCAGAGAAGCAAAAGUAUCUGUGGAGUUCAGAGAAGCAAAAGUAUCUGUGGAGUUCAGAGAAGCAAAAGUAUCUGAGGUUUGGGGGUGGAGUAGCACGUUGAUACGAAAGAUUAACAGUAGGAGGUCCGUAUGGACCUGAAAGAGCUUGAAGCUUCUGUUGUCUUUCAGACUGUACUAUGAAGAACUGUAUUAUCUGUUAGACUGUCACCCCAGCUGCAGGGAGUUUGAUACCCAGGGAGAGGGAGUGUGAGUUUUGAAUAAUUGAUCUUACUAAUGGGCAAAGAACUGUAAUCCUUGUACCCCUUUGUUCUGGCAUUUGUAAAGGGAUGUGCUCCAUACUUGUUAUCAAGUCAAUUACUGUAA